GUAUAUAUAUAUCUAUAUACAGAUUCGAAUGUUGUUUUGUUUACAAGCCGGCUUCCCUUCAAAUUGCUAAAUGCAGUUAGUUAUAAUCAGAUACUUUGUCAAAUAAUCCAUAAGUUAAGAAUGUUACUGCAGUAAUUAUGUAUCAAUUUUAUUUAUAAAAGACCACUCACAAUGAAUACCGACAUGGAGCUUCAAGCAUGGACGAGCUGAGGAAAGGCUUUGAAUACAUUAUUAUACCUUCUAUUCAUAAUUGAUCGGCUAUACUGUAUGGAAGUCCUAACGCGCACGAUUGCGCGCGCUUAGUCCAUUUGUACAACUUUUAUGCCUAAAUAUAAAUGAUAACAAGACUAAACUUUUAAAAUGGAUGAACCUUCAGCAACAGCAGAAGAAUCAAAGAAAAUCUCAGCAAUAAGUAAAGAAGCAGUUCAUCGUAUAUGUUCGGGACAGGUAGUGGUUGACCUUGCUGUAGCAGUCAAGGAACUAGUAGAAAAUAGUUUAGACAGUGGUGCUACAUCUGUAGAAGUCAAAUUGAUUGAUUAUGGGAAAACUUGUAUAACAGUAAUUGACAAUGGUAGUGGAGUUUUGGAAAAAGAUUUUGAAGGGCUUGGUUUAAAACAUCAUACAUCCAAACUAAAAGAUUUUUCUGACUUGUUACAAGUUGAAACAUUUGGCUUUCGUGGUGAAGCCUUAAGUUCACUUUGUUCAUUAUCCAAUAUGAACAUUAUUACCAGACACUCAACUUCUCAGUAUGCUUUUGAUUUACAAUUUAAUAAAAAUGGCAUUUUAACACAGAAACAAGAGUGUGCAAGGAAUCAAGGCACAACAGUUAAUGUCAGUAAUAUUUUUAAAAAUUUACCUGUUAGAUCCAAAGAAUUUGAAAAAAAUAUAAAAAAAGAAUAUACUAAAAUGAUACAGAUUUUGUACAGUUAUUGCUUAGUUUCUACAGGUGUGAAAAUUACUUGCACUAACACAGUAGGAAAUAAACCUGGUAGUGUUGUAGUUUCAACACAUGGAUCCAUAAACGUGUUAGAUAAUAUUACUGCUGUUUUUGGACGAAAAGGUAAAGAGAAUUUAAUUGAAAUUGAAUUGCAAUCGCCGAGUGAAGAGAUUCUACAAGAAUAUAAUUUGCCAAAUGAUAUUUCAAUAAAUUUUUCAUGGCACUGCUUUGUAAGCAGUUGUAGUCACACAUUAGGACGAUCCUCUCCAGAUAGGCAAUUUUUUUAUGUCAAUGGUAGACCUUGUGAUCCUGCAAAAAUUAGCAGACUUAUAAAUCAUAUAUAUCAUAAGUAUAAUAACAAACAAUAUCCAUUCGUAUACUUGGAUAUAAAAUUAAAACAAAGUUGUGCUGAUGUCAAUGUAACACCAGAUAAAAGAACAAUACUGUUUACUCAAGAACAAAUACUUCUUGCAACUAUAAAAUCAAAUUUUGAAAGAACAUGGAGUAAUAUGCAAGGAUCAUUUACUGUAAAAACCUUGGAAGAAUUAAAUUUCAAAUCUUAUAAACGUAAUAUAUCGGAUUCUCCAGAAAACAGCCCACCAUCAAAAAAACAGACUAUUAGAAUUAGUAAUAAUAGUGAAAAGCAAAAACCUGUUUCUAUAAUGGAAGAUAUCAAAGCUAAAUUAAGCAAAUCAGAUAAAUUAAGUAAAUUAAAUAAUUCAAGUAAAUCAAAAGCAGAAACUUCUGCAGUUAACAAAGAUAUUUUAAUAAAGGACGUUUUUAAAACAAUAAAAGAAAAUUAUUUGGAAAAUGAAAAAAAUGAAACAUGCGAAGUUAAAAUAAAUGCUAAUCACUGUGAAAAAAUCAAUGUUAGUAAUGAAAAAUAUCAAGAAAGUGAGUUAAUAGGAAAAAAUCAAAUGCAUUCAAAAAAUGAAAAUAAUAAAGCCUAUAAAAUAGAAAUAGAUCAUCAUGGUCAGGAAGAUGAAUAUGAAGAAAUACAUGCUGGUAAUGAAGAAGAUCAAGAAACUUUUGAGAAUGAAUUUGUUAUUGUUAAAAGAAAACUUCCAAAUCCAGACUGGCAUACGAAUUUACAAAUUAUUAAAAAUUCAUUUUAUGAGAGUAUUGAAAAAUCAAAGAAUAAAAAAGAGGGUGGGAUAAAAUACAGAGCUAAACUAGAUGCUAAAAGUUCAGACAUUGAAAAAGAACUUCAGAGAGAACUGACAAAAGAAUCAUUUGAAAAGAUGCAGAUUAUAGGUCAGUUCAAUUUAGGAUUUAUAUUGACAAGUCUGGAUAGUGAUAUUUUUAUUGUUGACCAGCAUGCUAGCGAUGAAAAAUAUCGUUUUGAAAAGUUAUCUAAUGAGACAAAGCUAAAAACUCAAAAAUUGAUACUCCCCAAAAAAUUAAACUUUUCCGUUUUGAAUGAAACUAUUCUUAUGGAGAAUCAACGUAUAUUUGAAGAGAAUGGUUUUACGUUUCGUAUAAAAGAUGAAGGGGAUCCUGGUAACAGAGUAGAACUCACAGGCAUGCCUGUUAGUUAUGGUUGGCAGUUUGAUCUAGAAGAUAUAGAAGAGCUAAUUUUUAUUAUACGAGAAGGUGGUGAUGAUGGAACCAGUACAAUUAUUCCUCGACCUACUAGAGUACGACAAAUGCUAGCGUCCAGAGCGUGCCGCAGCGCAGUCAUGAUAGGAAAAGCUUUGAAUUUUACCGAUAUGCAACGAUUAUUAAAGCAAAUGAGCCAAAUGAAAAAUCCUUGGAAUUGUCCUCAUGGAAGACCGACUUUACGACACUUGUUGUCAUUGAACCUUUUGUACCAAUAGAAAAUACUUUAACAAUUUUACAUACUGCUGAUUUUAAAAUGUACAUAAAAUGUAUACAUUGUAAAUCAAGUUUACUACUAUUUUAUAAACAAUUAUUAGAAAACAACUAUUUUUAGCUAAUUACUGUUUAUACAUUUUUUACCUACGGCCAUUUGUACAAAAGGUUAACAUUAAUUCAGAAGGUCGACUUUGAAAUUUAAAUCAUUUAUACAAAAUAGUCUAGAGUUUAUUCAUAAAAACUUUAAAGUAUCUAUACAUCUAUAGUAAAUCAUCUGAAUAAUAAUUAAUGUAACAUUAAUUCAUUACAUUUAUUUUAACGUACAAAAAAUAUUAAACACUAAUAGUCCUAAAAAUAUUGAAUCCUGAAAGUGCAGUAGAUACAACUGUACCAGGACAUUGGGGAUGCCAGUGCAGUUCUUUUACAUCAGUUUGUCCUUGGUGGAUAAAAAGCAGUUGAGGCGGCAGCUUUGCAACAUCUUCAUCUUCUUUUUCUUCUGAUUGAUCUGCUUCUACAGAUAAAUCCCACUGAGUUAUCUGAUCAUCAGCUCCGCCAGAAGCAAACACUGUUGCUUCUUGAGGAUGCCAUUCAACUGUUGUCACAGGAGCUGUGUGCUGCUUAAAUGUUGCCACAGGUGAGGCUCCAUCAGCGUUGAAUUGACGUAAAUCCCAGACACGGAUCGCUCCGUCAUCACCACCAGAUACAAGAAAUUGCGUUUCUUUUUUGUUCCAAGAUAUGACAUUUACGUCUGCUGAAUGAGCAUCUGUAGCUGUUAACAUACAAGCCGACUGUGGACUUGCUCUAGUAUCCCAUAUUUUUAUACUGAAAUAUUUUUAAACACGAAAAUGUAUUAACUUUAUUCAUUUUUAAAUAAAGUAUUAAUUUUUAUAAAAAA
Molecule: messenger RNA, 3647 nt
Organism: Nasonia vitripennis (jewel wasp)
Lineage: Eukaryota; Metazoa; Arthropoda; Insecta; Hymenoptera; Pteromalidae
Gene: Pms2
Product: PMS2 postmeiotic segregation increased 2
Exons: 6
Coding region: 361-2754 (797 amino acids)
Biological process (GO): mismatch repair
Cellular component (GO): MutLalpha complex
Molecular function (GO): mismatched DNA binding; ATP-dependent DNA damage sensor activity; ATP hydrolysis activity
Source: RefSeq, a predicted model, not a curated record